AUGCUCAGCCGAUUACUUAGCUCAGUCUCUUCCAGGUCUCUUCAGCGCUCUUUUGCAUCUAAAAACAUCAAGUUCGGCAGAGAUGCCCGUGCACUCAUGCUAGAAGGCUGCAACAAGCUUGCUGAUGCUGUCCAAGUAACUCUUGGUCCAAGAGGGCGUAAUGUUGUUAUUGAUAGACAAUUCGGAGCUCCAAAAAUCACAAAAGACGGUGUAACAGUUGCCAAAGAAAUUGAGCUUGCUGAUAGAUACCAAAAUAUUGGCGCUCAGCUUGUAAAACAAGUUGCAAGUCGUACCAAUGAAAUUGCAGGAGACGGGACAACAACAGCUACUGUAUUGGCCAGAGCAAUAUUUGCUGACUCCCCUCUGUGUGUGAACAAAAACAAUGGAAAAAUCCUAUUUCUUUCGUAAAAACCUAACCUUUUGUGAGCGGACAAAAUUAUUUUAUUAUAAAAAUUUUUAUUAAAAAGUGUUUAGACAUAUAAGUGAUAAUUAAGAUUAAGAUAAUGAAAUCUCUAGCUAAUUCUGUUUAAAAAUUGUAUAAAAAUAUGAAUUUUACAAAUUAAUUUACAAUUUGCUUUCCAAUUUUUGCGAAUUGAGGAUUUUUUAAAUUUCGAAAAAUAAAUUUUAAUAACUUUACAUCGUGAGUGAACAAAAUUUUUUUGUACUUACUGAGGGGGGAGUGAGGGUGUUAAAUCAGUCGCAUCAGGGGUUAAUCCUAUGGGAAUUCGCAGAGGGAUCUUGAAAGCUGUAGAUGCCAUUGUAAAAGAUCUCCAUAAAAGAUCAAUAAAGAUCAUAGACACCAAUUCUAUUAGGAAUGUCGCAACUAUUUCAGCAAAUGGAGAUACAACUAUUGGAAAUUUGAUUGCAGAAGCUAUGGAAAAGGUCGGAAAAGAUGGGACUUUGACUGUUCAAGAUGGGAAAACAUUGUAUAAUGAGCUUGAAGUAGUUGAAGGGAUGAAAUUUGAUAGAGGGUACAUUUCUCCUUAUUUUGUGACUGAUACUAAAACCCAAAGAGUUGAGAUGGAAAAUCCUUUGAUUUUAUCCUCUAUUAUCUAUAAUAUUAUUAUAAAAAUUAGUAUAUGCAAAAGUAUUAUUCAAUAUAAGCCUGCUUAUUAACAGACAAAAAAGUCUCAUCAGUUCAGUCAAUUCUAGCCCAUCUAGAAUUCGCCAUGAAGACUGGAAGAAGCAUCCUUAUCAUUGCGGAAGAUGUUGAAAGCGAAGUUCUAGCUACUUUAGUAGUCAACAAGCUUAGAGGAGGCCUCAAGGUCUGUGCUGUAAAAGCACCUGGGUUUGGCGACAACAGAAAAAACACUUUAGUCGAUAUUUCAGUCCUCUGUGGAGCCAAUCUUGUAUCAGAAGAACUCGGAGCUACCCUCGACUUAACUUUUCCGAAAAUUGACAAGAGAAUUUUCUGGCCAGGCUAUCGAUCGAGAUCAAACUUGUAGCCCUAGAAGCAACUUCCGUUAUCACGCUGACAUAAUGCCCGAUUGGCCAAGCCAACGCAGUCUGAACUUGCAGGGCUAAUCCUUUCAAAUGUUUCAUCCUCCUCGGGGUAAAACCUUGCCCUAGCAGUCGGCUAGCCCGACAUUGCGUUCUGUCAAACCAAGGAAAACCUGGCCAGACACUCUCAUUGCAAGCCGAUCUCCCGUCCAUAAGUUCCUCAGACUCUCCUACGCUAUUUUUAAUUUUGGGAGCUGCCCUCGACACUUCAGAACCAAGCGUAAUGGGCACUGCUAAAAAAGUCGUAAUUACAAAAGACGACACAUUAAUUCUUGACGGUGCUGGUGAAGCUGAAGCUAUCAAAGAAAGAGUUGAACAAAUCAGGCAGCAAAUAGAAAUCACGAAAAGUGAUUAUGAUAAAGAGAAGCUUCACACAUAAAAAUGGUGUAGAGCCAACUUAUCAUCUUAAGACCUGUAGCCAGACAAGAGUCUGAGAACAUGUGGAAGGGAAAUCGGCUUGCGAUGAGAGUGUCCAGCCAGAUUUUGCUUGGCCUGGAGGAGCGCAAUGCCGGGCUCGCCGACCGCCAGGGCAAGGUUUUACCCCGAGGAGGAUGAAGCGUUUGAAAGUGAUUGCCCUGCAAGGUCAGAGUGCGUUCGAUUGGCCAAUCGGGCAUUUUACAACGAUGCCGGGAGUGCUCCUGGGCUACAAGUUUCAUCUCAGUCGAUAGCCUGACCAGAAUAAAUUCAUUUUUGAAUUAACCCCGUCGACUCUCUGCACAGUGACUCAGCGUCUUUACCUCCUGGUACAAGUGCAGGCCCUUGUCCAGAGGCAGCCGCACAAGCCUUAGGCUGCGGAAUAAAACUGGCGAGCAAGGGACGAGAAAAGCCAGUGGGCUGGAGGGAGCUGCUCUAUAAUAAUUUAAUGAAUGAGUGAUAAAGAGAAACUCCAAGAAAGACUUGCCAAGAUUGUAGGUGGCGUUGCCGUAAUUAAAGUAGGAGGUGGCUCUGAAGUCGAAGUCGGAGAAAUCAAAGACAGAAUCACCGACGCUUUGAAUGCUACAAAGGCAGCUGUAGAAGAAGGAAUCGUUGUAGGAGGGGGUGCUGCCCUUUUAUAUGCAUCAAAGAAGCUUAAAGCAAUUAAAAAAGAAUCAGAUCCAGACGAACAAAUUGGGAUUAAAAUGGUAGAAAAUGCAUGCAAAGUACCUUUGAUGACUAUUGUAGAAAAUGCUGGGAGAGAUGGAAGCGGAGUUGUUGAUUACUUGGAAGAGCUCGGAGAUGAGAGGAUUGGAUACGAUGCUGCAAGCCAUGAAUAUGUGGAUAUGGUUAAAGUAGGAAUUGUGGACCCAACUAAAGUGGUGAGGACUGCUCUUGAAGAUGCUUCUAGUGUAGCUGCUUUGAUGACUACCACUGAAGCUAUGAUUGUGGAUGUACCAGAAAAAGUAGCUGCCCCUGCAGGUGGAAUGGGAGGAAUGAGCGGAAUGGGAGGCAUGGGAGGUAUGGGAGGAAUGUAUUAA
Messenger RNA from Blepharisma stoltei, 2954 nucleotides. The record is from the annotation of a GenBank genome assembly. NCBI's taxonomy places the organism in Eukaryota, Ciliophora, Heterotrichea, Heterotrichida, Blepharismidae.